This is a messenger RNA of Sphaeramia orbicularis (orbiculate cardinalfish), 1138 nucleotides long. It is a transcript of the gene nppcl, whose product is annotated as natriuretic peptide C-like. Gene Ontology annotation, molecular function: hormone activity. Gene Ontology annotation, biological process: receptor guanylyl cyclase signaling pathway; cGMP biosynthetic process. The transcript is spliced from 3 exons. The record is from RefSeq and is a predicted model, not a curated record. Gene Ontology annotation, cellular component: extracellular region. NCBI's taxonomy places the organism in Eukaryota, Metazoa, Chordata, Actinopteri, Kurtiformes, Apogonidae. Bases 305 to 697 code for a protein of 130 amino acids.
GAUGCCCUAACAUUCAGCUGCUGCCAAGAGGACAGACGUAAGAAGGGGGGAGAAAAGGAAAAAAAAAGAAUCUUCAUCUUUUCAAUUCCAUCACAGACAGAAGCAGGAGCGACGAGGAGGAGGAGCUACGUGGGUGAGAUAGUGAUGCUCUCAGCAGGUGCCAACAAGUGAGAGGUAGCCGAGACUGAGAGAUGGAGAAGAGUCUGUAAGAGCUGAAGACAACCCGAGCUUCUGCAGAAAACAAACAGCCGGUGUGUUUCCAGUCCUGCUGCUCCAGACAUUCCUGCCCCUUAUCUCCGCUGCCAUGCUGUUUCCUGUGCUGCUUUGUGCCACUCUGCUCCUCCUGACGCCCCUGGAGAUCACAGAGGCUCGAGCUCUGCACCCUUCUCCUGAUGCUGUGCAGUUCAUGGAGCAGUUUCUGGAACGCUAUAAUGACCUUCUGACCCUGGACGACCUGGAGAACAUGUUGAACAGCCAACCAGAGGAGCAGUCCACCUUCUCCUCAGGGGCUAAAGCCGAUUACCCCAAGUGGGGCGACGCACAAACACAAGCCGAGACCCCCUGGCUGCGUCUUCUCAAGGGGGCCCUGGCCAAUCAGAAGAGAGCGGAACCGGACCGGUCACGGAGGGGCUGGAACCGGGGAUGCUUUGGCCUGAAACUGGACCGGAUCGGGUCCAUGAGCGGAUUGGGCUGUUAGUGGGUGGAGAGGGGGAUAACAGAGAGAGAAUAAAGACUGAUAACAUCCUUCCUAGAGUAGAAACAUGUGCAAAGGUGUUCACAUGCAGUGAGGGGUGUUUACAUGUGUGUAGACUACAUGUAGUAUGGUGUAAACAUGCAGUGUUGCUAAUGUGGUUUCAUCCAGAUUAGGUACCAUAGAUCAGAUGCUUCAUACUAUUGUGGCUGUUUAACGGAGGAGCUGUAGUUUAUCCCAUGUGUAAGCAUUAAACUGGAUAUUAGACCAUGUGAGCUUUGUUUACAUCAGACGUCUGUCUUUGAUUGUUGGGCUUGUUUUUUUGUGUUUUUUGUUUUUUUUUUUUUUUCACGUAAAUUGGCACUUUAUGUAUUUCUAGCUUCUGUCUACGUAUUAUCAAGUAAAAGUAUGUUUUAGACAGAUUCUGUGACUGGGCAUUGUGUGUUA